UGAAUGAAUGCAAGAUGGCGCUGUCCAUUGGACGAAACGUAAAAUCUCUAUUUCGGUUUAUACCAAGAAACAAUUACCACAGCGUAUUAUAUAAAGCACAGAAAAGCAUAGGAACGACGAGUUCCCAUGAGGAGCGAGUGUUCUCUGGAAUCCAGCCUACAGGUGUUCCUCACUUGGGCAACUAUCUUGGUGCUCUUGAGAGCUGGGUGGCCCUGCAAGGAAAGUACAGUUCAGUGAUGUACAGCAUUGUAGAUCUUCAUUCCAUCACCCAGCCUCAGGACCCUCAACUCCUUAGAGAAAACAUCCUGGACAUGGUGGCCAGUCUGUUGGCAUGCGGCAUUGACCCAACUCGCUCCAUCCUCUUCCAGCAGUCUCAGGUCUCUGAACACGCUGAACUUUCAUGGAUCCUGGGUUGCCUCACCAGCAUGCCUCGACUGACGCACCUGCCUCAAUGGAAGAUGAAGAGCAAGCAGAAGAAUGAGGGCAGUGUGGGACUUUACACUUACCCAGUCUUACAAGCUGCAGACAUACUGCUAUACAAAUCCACACAUGUGCCAGUAGGAGAGGACCAGAUCCAGCAUUUGGAGCUUGCCCAGGACCUGGCCCGCAUCUUCAACAACCAGUACGGAGAGUUUUUUCCCGAACCUCGUGCCCUGCUCAGUUCCACUCAAAAGGUGAAAUCUCUAAGAGAUCCGUCCUCCAAGAUGUCAAAGUCAGACCCUCAGAGGUUAGCUACAGUCUUCCUGACUGACACACCGGAUGACAUUGUCCUCAAGCUUCGUAGGGCUGUGACAGACUUCAACUCCAAAGUGACCUAUGAGCCUGAGAGUCGGCCAGGUGUCUCUAACCUGGUCGCUGUGCAUGCGGCUGUGUCUGGACAGACCGUAGAGGAGGUGGUUAGGUCUGCCGACGGUUUAGACACUGGACAGUACAAGAAUGUGGUAGCUGAAGCUGUUGUACAGAAACUGAAACCAAUUCAGCAGGAGAUCCAGAGACUUCGGGCCGACAGGGGGCAUCUUGAGAGUUUGCUAACUGAAGGAGCAGAGAAAGCUCGCUGUCUCGCAGCUCCAGUGAUGAUGGAGGUCAGGAAACGGGUGGGAUUCUGUUAACACAUAGUUUUUGAAUAUUCAAAAACUGUAUUGCUUACAUGUAAUGUAUACACCAGAAAGAGACAGAAAAGUAUUUUUAAUGAAAAGAAACUAUCGGGGAUAAAAUUGCAUCAUCACCGUUGAUUUUCCAUGUGGUUUUUAGAAGACCACUGGUUAGUUUUGUGUGCUUGCCAUCUUUUCUAUUUCAUUAUUUUCUAUUUAUUUAGCAAAAUAAAGUUGUUUACUUUUAUUAAUGUGUUGGUCUUUAAAAAACCUCUUGGUUCUCAAAGGUGUCUCAGCACACACUACAUGCUGAGCAGGAAAAAUUGCCAGUCCAGGAGUGGAGGAAAGCUCUUGCCAAAGCAGCUCAGGGCUAGAUGACAUUGCAGGCGCCUCAUAUGUUCUGUAGUGCAGUGGUGAAAUGAUAGCAUGCUGUGCCUAAGAGUCAUAUUUAGGUUUUAUUCUUGUACAAGAUUUAUUCUUAUACAAGAACACAAGAUUCUUUCACUGGAUACAUGUGAUUUUUAUGCUCGGUUUAAUUUUGAAAAAGAAGGUCUGUGAAAUAUGCACAUUAAGGAUAGUGAUGUAAAAACAUAUCUCAUGUUUUUUUUAUUUCUCUAAAAUGUCAAUAAUAUCAUUAUUUAAACCUUUUCUGGGUCAGGAAUCUAACAAAUGCUGCCUCUUUUAAGUGUAAUUAGACAGAAGCAUGUGCAAGCUAGGGAAGUUUCUCAAAAAAGAAAAAUACCAAAACUGAAUCUGAAAGACAUAUAGACUACUUUCCACAUUUAUAACCCAGUAGGAUUUGUUAUUACAUAUGAGUGUCAUUUUAAAAUACUGAGUUAUCCUUGUAAUUUUAAAUUGGAAAAUGCUCAUAGGUCUUUUUAUACUACCUAAAUUCAGACAAAAAUAACAUUUACUGGUUUAUGAUGACUUAAACUCAGUCUGCCUA
Molecule: messenger RNA, 2037 nt
Organism: Paramisgurnus dabryanus
Lineage: Eukaryota; Metazoa; Chordata; Actinopteri; Cypriniformes; Cobitidae
Source: RefSeq, a predicted model, not a curated record